AUGAAGUGGGUUUUGUGCCUGAUGGCUGCAGGUCUUUACCUGGGUUUGCAAAGCCAUGUGGAUGCUGAACCACGUUUGAGCAGAAGUGCCAUUGAAAAAGCUGUGACUGAAGCCAAGGCCACAGUGGACUCAGCCUAUGAGUACUCCAGAAGAGAGAGCAUUGAACGUGUGAGGAGGAACUCAGCGAGUCCUUCAGACGUUCUGCGGUUGCUGAAGCAGCCUGCUGGGUUUACUCGUGUUGCUGUGCGGGCUGCUGACUACAUGGAUAAUGCUGUGAAACUGAUCAAGAGGUCUUUGGAAAGACAUCAAAAACGCUCCAUCAAUACCACAGACCUGAUCUCUGAGGAGGACCUGCAGGCCAUUGCUGACCUGACCGGCUGCUCUGCCCGACAUCGUGUCCCUUCUUGCAAGACGACUCCCAAUUUAGACAAGUUUCGCACUAUAAGCAGCGUCUGCAACAACAGAAAAAACAGCCGCCAGGGAUCCUCCAACACACCUUUCACCCGCUGGCUCCCUGCUGAGUACCAGGAUGGAAUCUCUCUGCCUAAAGGCUGGGACCCUAGACGGAAAGUCAACAGACGAAUCCUUCCUUUGGUAAGAGCAGUGUCCAACCGUAUUCUGCGCACAGCAAACUCUCAAGUGGAGAGCGACCCGCUCUACACUCACCUGGUGACAAUCUUCGGCCAGUGGACGGACCACGACCUGACCUUCACCCCUCACUCUCCCGUCAUCCGCUCCUUCAGUAACGGCAUUGACUGUGACAAGAGCUGUGAGCGCACAGAGCCCUGCUUCCCCAUUGAGAUUCCCAGGCAAGACCCCCGCUUUGGCAGAAACUCAGAAGAGUGCAUACCCUUCUUCCGCUCAGCAGCAGCUUGUGGUUCUGGCAACACAGGCCACAUCUUUGGCGCGAGCAAUGUCCGCCAGCAGAUGAACUCCCUCACAGCUUUCAUCGAUGUAGGUCAAGUGUACGGUGCAGAAGAUACCAAAGCUAUGUUCCUGCGGGACCUUUCCUCAGAUAAGGGCCUGUUGAAGGUCAACACAAUGUUCACUGACAACGGCCGUGAGCUCCUGCCCUUCACCAACAUGAGUGCCAACAUGUGCGCCACACGAGCCCGCAUCACUAAUGACGUUGAUGUUGAGGAGGUGCCCUGCUUCCUUGCUGGUGAUGAGCGAUCCAAUGAGAACAUCGGCCUGACCUCUUUACACACACUGAUGCUGCGCGAGCACAACCGACUGGCACGUGCUCUGGCCGAACUCAAUCCUCACUGGGAUGGAGAGAGACUCUACCAGGAGGCUCGAAAGAUCAUGGGAGGAUACUUCCAGGUUCUCACUUUCAGAGACUAUUUACUCCACAUUGUUGGUCCAGACGUCAUUGCCAAGCAGCUGUCCACCUACCCUGGCUAUGAUGAAAACGUGGACCCCAGCAUCUCCAAUGUGUUUGCCACAGCUGCCUACCGCUUUGCCCAUCUGAUGGUUCAGCCUUUCAUGUUUCGUCUUGAUGAGAAGUACCAUGAGCACCGUCAUUUCCCCAGCCCACUGCUGCACAAGGCCUUCUUCACACCAUGGAGGAUUGUCUUUGAGGGUGGUUUGGACCCAAUCCUGAGAGGGCUGGUGGGUCGCAAGGCCAAGCUGAACACGCAGGAUCACAUGAUGACUGAUGAGCUGAGGGAACGGCUGUUUGAAUUCUCCACUGAGUUGGCGCUGGAUCUGGCCUCUCUCAACAUGCAGCGAGGCAGAGACCACGGACUCCCUGGCUACAACAAAUGGCGCAAGUUCUGUGGGCUGUCACAACCACGAAAUCAGAAACAGCUGGCAAAAGUGCUGAAAAAUGGUCAACUGGCCAAGAGAUUGCUGGACCUCUACGGCAAUCCUGACAACAUCGACGUGUGGCUGGGAGGAGUGGCUGAGCCGUUUGUCCCUGGAGGAAGAGUGGGACCCCUGUUUGCUUGCCUGAUUGCCACUCAGUUCCAGAGGAUCCGCCAGGGAGACCGACUUUGGUGGGAGAACGAGGGAGUCUUCACUGAGGCCCAGAGGGAGUCCCUGAAGCAGACGUCACUUUCCCACAUCAUCUGUGACAACACUGGCAUCACUGAAGUACCAGAGCAGCCCUUCCAGUACAUGACCAGCUCCAAUUACAUUAAAUGUACCGACAUCCCGGCCUUUGACCUCAGUCCAUGGAAGGAGAAUAUUGACUAG
Molecule: messenger RNA, 2196 nt
Organism: Chelmon rostratus (copperband butterflyfish)
Lineage: Eukaryota; Metazoa; Chordata; Actinopteri; Chaetodontiformes; Chaetodontidae
Product: eosinophil peroxidase-like
Exons: 12
Coding region: 1-2196 (731 amino acids)
Biological process (GO): response to oxidative stress
Molecular function (GO): peroxidase activity; heme binding
Source: RefSeq, a predicted model, not a curated record